AUGAUUCUGUGGUUAUUACUUGCUUUGGCGACGACCGUACAUGGUGCGUCCAUUCCACCACAGCCAGUUAUUCCGACGGCAAGCGCCUGCCUGCAAGGCUGUUUCUCAACGGGGAGCAUCGUAAACGCCGCUUUCGAUCUGCUCAACUUCAGGAGCAUCGCUGUCGACAUCGAGAAUUUCUGCAAUUUCAACUCAGCAUUGCUGAAGUGCGGUCGAGAAUGUCCAGCAGAGCAGAUUCCCGAAUUGGAAGCCAGGACCCAUGCCAGUUCAUACAUCUGUAACAACAAAAUAGAAGAAUUCCGACUGGUAUCGGCAUGCUUGGAAGGAGCCGACGACGUCACCUCAGUAUGUGCAUCAGAAUGCGGAAUAUCAACAGACGUUCCGUUCCGUCUGGACUCAUCGCCUGCUGCUUCAGUAAAUCCGGCAGUGUUCCUUGACGGUGUUGCAGGAACGUGCAAAAAAGAAAUCUGCGUGCUGAGAUGCUCCCAGAAGGGUCUCAACAAAGAAUGUGCCGGUGCCGGUGACCUCUUCAAGGACAUGGCCAAGCAACAAGUGAGUAGUGGAAUCGAGACAUUGACCGAGGCAUCAUCUGAUGAAAAUGCUACCACUAUACAUUUCAUGGCCGAGAACUACUUGAAAAAUUUGCCGAGUGAAUGCGCCUUUUUGAAGGACAUCGACGAAUUCGAAGAGGUAAUGAAACCUGAAGAGAGCUCGACCCAGGCAGUUUCCACAGAACCAUCUUCAACUUCUUCUUCAGAACAGACGACGGCAGAAGGUGUGCUUGAGAAAGAUGAAGAACUGGCAACCAUCGACUUCAUGAAGGAGGCAACGCCAAAAGUGGUCGAGGAGGUGCCAGCUGAAACUGUGAACACGCCAGUUGCUCAUGACGAAGAACCCACCACGAUGGCACCCGUCCAAGAAGGUGAAUCUGCAUUGGAAUCUCAUAGCGAUGCCACUAGCCAUGUCACCAUCCCUCUGCCAGAUUUACACGAGGAGGAAGAAGAAGUAGUGAAGUCCUUGGAUGAGACGACUCCUGUAGCCGAAGUGACUGAAGCACAAAGCAGAGAGACGACAGAUGAAGAAGUUAAGGUGAAAGCUCUUCUCCGAUUUGUUUUAAAGACGGUAACGUCACCUGCUCCAACGGAGCCUGUGAUCGUCGUGGACGAUAUUCCAAGUGACGCUGAUGAGAACAGAGUUCAAGUAGGUACCAAACAGGAAGUGGUAAGUUGGCUGUUGAUGAUGUUCCGAAUCGAAUGA
This is a messenger RNA of Haemonchus placei, 1257 nucleotides long. NCBI's taxonomy places the organism in Eukaryota, Metazoa, Nematoda, Chromadorea, Rhabditida, Trichostrongylidae. The record is from the annotation of a GenBank genome assembly.